Molecule: messenger RNA, 1062 nt
Organism: Peronospora farinosa
Lineage: Eukaryota; Oomycota; Peronosporomycetes; Peronosporales; Peronosporaceae
Source: the annotation of a GenBank genome assembly
AUGCUAAACCAGUUCCUUCUUGUUGUGCUGCUCCUCACUCUCUUUACCCCUUACACUACUUCCAACCACAGUGCACAGCUCCUUGCUCGACUGGGGAACCAUGUUCCUGCUAUGAAGCUCGUAAAUGUGUCUCGGAUGUCAUUGGAAACAUCCAAGACGCGUAUACUUUGCUGGGUCAGCACAUAUUACGCUAAUCACGACACGCGCCUGCCUGCCAUCAAGCGAACGUGGGGCAAAAAGUGUGACAAGUUGUUGUUUCUAAGUAACGUGGAAGAUUUACGUAUCCCUACAGUGCAAAUAGUGGCCCCACCAUUGCAUGAAAUGUUGUGGCAAAAGCACUGGGAGAUUGUGCGGCUCUUAGUGAAGGAAUAUCGUGAAGACGAAUUUGACUGGAUUUUUAAAUGUGACGACGAUACAUUUGUAAUUAUGGAAAACCUUAAAACUUUCCUUAAUUCGCCAAAAAUUCGAGCAAUUCCGAAAAGUGAACCAACUAUUUUGGGACAUCGGAUGACCUUACCAUGGUGGGAAAUGCAACGUCCAUUUGAACCUUUUGAAAAUUAUGAUCCUGAACAUGUGACGGCAAUGCUAAAAGUCAAAGAUGAGACGAAAGAAAACGGAGGAUUAAUUUAUACUCCUGGAGGUGGAGGAUAUGCCAUGAAUUGGGCGUAUUUGAAAAAGUUAGAUGCGAGUUUUAAUGAACCGUUUUGCUUCCCAAAUGAUGUGGUUGGAGAUGACUGGGCCAUUUCGUUCUGUAUGCGGCAUUUUGGAGUGAUACCAUUGGAUACAAGAGAUGAAGAAAAGAGAGAGAGGUUUCAUCAGUAUGACCCCAAUGAUGUGUACACGAGAUCACAUGAUGAAGAAGCAUACAACCACAAAAUUUUUACGUCGAUUUACCAGGAAAAUAAUUGGUUUUCCGACCAUAAUGGAAUUGGAUGGCAAAAUGGAGACAAGUGCUGCGCGCCUGACUCAAUUAGUUUUCAUUAUGUCAAACCACCACUGAUGGAGCUGUUUUACGAGUUCUAUUACGGUGAAAACGCCACGGUGGAAAUCUCGAGUCCGUAA